CUGUGAACUCGCUAUGGAUCGUGUUGUGUCGCUCGUCGUUUUAACACUGUUACAACUAUGCAGAGCGAACAUCCCAAAAGCCUUACCGGAGUGGUACGCAGCCAACCUCAUCAAUGACCCAAACUACUCUCCAAAACCACUCACUGAAAUCUUCUCAACCGUCGGAGUCUACCCCACGAACACCGACGCAACCACAACCUGGACCACAAGAACCACUCCCACAACCACAGAACCAACAACCAGAAAUGUCCAGACGCAGCCAACUGAAUCCCCCGCAACCAGGCAACCGCCCCCAGCGAUGUCCCAAAUAACCAACGCACCAGAAAACCGAGGCUCUCCUGCUAUAAUCUGGCCGGUCCCACAAACAACCCAGCCACCUCAAACCGUCCCAACCGAUCCACCAAUCCAAUCCACUUCCCCCAUUUGGAACGUCAACCAGCCAAACUGGUUACAAAACCGACCGGAUCUGGGCUCGGGCGUUUGGAACGGGAACAACAAUUGGUCGCAGCAGCCGAUCCAACCUUACGUGCCUCUGGUGAUCAGCCCAAACACUAAUUCACCUACAAACCGGCCGUGUGACAAUCCGACUUCAUCCCAAUCGUCGAUCGUGUCGAAUGUGCCCCAAACUCAAGAGCCUACAACUCAAAACUCCGCGUCUCCGCGACCGAUAAUAACCAUAAGCGUCAGACGCAGGGGCCACAAGACGAAUGUUCUUAUCAAUCCUUCUACCACCUCCUCAACUACAAAGAGUCCAACCACGACUAAAAGGAAACGCAACAACUACGAAGUGUGCAUGGAGUCUUGCAAGAAUAAGAAGGAGCCCAUCUGCUCCAGUCCGAAAGGAGCCACCCCGAUCAAUCCGGACAACUUGAAAGGGUUCGCGUCAAUGUGUCAUAUGGCGUGCCAGAAUAAUUUUAGAAACCAACAAUACGAGAAAGUAGCCGACGGUCGCUGCGGCAAACUCCGCACUAGAAUCCGACCAGUGGGCCAGGACAAACUCAACAGGAACGAACUAAAUAAGGCCCAGUACACAGUAGUGCAUAACGGGGACGAAACCGUCAUUGAAUUCUCGCAGCUAGAACGCUCGAAAUAGGGCACAGUUUCCCGUGAACUAACCUAGUCGUUUUAGUUUACUAACUGUAGAACCACAGCAAAUAUGCAGUAGGCUAUCUUAAUGCUAAAAAGCGACGUGAUUUCUAAGCAGAACAAUAAUACUACAUAACAUCUUGCGUAUAAAACUUGUGUGAGUUACAGAAAUGUGGUUUCAAGAACAUCUCUUUUUUUAUAUUGUGGUAGAACUAACUAACAAAAAGUACUGGUUCUAGAGAAAUAAGCUUAUUAUAUUUACCGUCAUAAUCUUCGUUAAAAAUUUCCUGACUUGAUAUACCUCGGCCUCUUAGAAAACUGACGCGCGAAGGUAUAAGAUUAUUGACUGGAAACGCAAUUGUAACUGUGUUCAUGCAUGUAGGAAUUGCCUUCCAUCAGGCUAUUUGUCUGCUCAUUUGUCAGCUUUUCCCUAAAAAUAGUAAAUGUGUAUAUUAUUUAAGUCUUAAUAGAUUAAUUAUUAUAUCAAAUGAGACCUAGAUAUUUUUAGAGACUGUUAUAUUAUUUUAUGCUAUUAUGCUAAAAGUAUUAAUAUAGUAGUAAGAAAGUUUUAACCGGCCAU
Messenger RNA from Aricia agestis (brown argus), 1666 nucleotides. RefSeq names its product mucin-2-like. The record is from RefSeq and is a predicted model, not a curated record. The transcript is spliced from 3 exons. Lineage: Eukaryota; Metazoa; Arthropoda; Insecta; Lepidoptera; Lycaenidae. Bases 14 to 1093 code for a protein of 359 amino acids.